CAACAAAAUAUCUUAUUUCCUCAGAGACAGAAGGUACCUAGUCAUAAUUGACGAUAUAUGGGAUUGGGGAGAAUGGGAAAUCAUCAACAAAUCUCUUCCAGAGAACAAUCUAGGCAGUAGAAUUAUCACAACAACUCGUGUUAAUUCUAUUUCCGAGAAAUGGCGGUGUUAUUCUAAAACCCGUCUCCACAAAAUGGAUCUUCAAUAUCAAGGACAAAUAUGGGAGUAUGAUACUGAUGUUGAUGUUGGCUCUCGGAUGAUUGCUAUGAAGGCUGAAAUGGAUGGCGAAGGUUUUGACUAUGAGCAUGCUGCAGUGUGCAUGUGUGGUGGUGUGCCAUUACCACUAGUUUGCAUGUUUUCAGUGGUGGCAAUGGAGGUAGAGCAACAACAACAAAAAGGGAACUGUGUAGAUCUAUCUGAUGUGCUCGAUACCAUAGCAGAGCAAGUUGCGCACCGUGGAAUUCAGAAUAUUCCAGGGUUCGCACCAUUGGUAGAGAGUUUACAGCUUGGCUAUGAUAAUCUUCCUAAUCAAAUGUUGAAAACUUGCUUGUUGUACUGCAGCAUAUACCCCGAGGGUUACGGUUUUAAAAGAGAUGAUUGUGUCAGGGAAUGGAUGGCCCAAGGAUUUGUAUCUAGAGAGGAGGCAGCCAGAGGUUACUUUGAAGAGCUUGCUGAUAGGGGACUGAUCAUGGGGACAGAUGACGAGGCUGUAUACAGAAUGCAUCCCAUGAUGCGAAAUUUCCUUGGACGGAAAUCAAGUGAAGAUAAUUUCAUCACAUUUAGUUCCCACAUUUUUCUAUCCUCGUAUGCCUGUCGAAUCCGUCGACUAUCUGUUGACUAUUGGCCAAGCCUUGAUGGAGAUAAUACCUUGCCAGGGAUAGAUUGGUCAAGCAUUCGGUCACUGGUUGUUUUUGAAGAUACCAAUAACGUCCCGUGGGAGAAGUUGAAACUCCUACGAGUCUUAGACCUUCAAUGCAAGCAAACUCUAGAAGAAGAUCGUCUCAUGGAUGUUAGUGGACUGCUCCGUCUGAGGCAUCUGUUAGGCCUCUGUGGGGUCCCACAAGAAAUAGCGUGUCUGAAGCAUCUGGAGACACUGGAAUUCGGUACAGUAGAGGUGGAACAACUACCCGAUGAGGUCUGGCACCUGCAAAAUUUGAAGACUCUCGACGUAAGGUCAACAGGUAUCACAGAGCUGCCUAGUGAGGUCGGGAAGCUGCAGAAUUUGGAGACUCUGGACGUAAGCUCAACAAGUAUCACAGAGCUGCCUAGUGAGGUCGGGAAGCUGCAGAAUUUGAAGACUCUGGACUUAAGCUCAACGGGUAUCACCGAGCUGCCUAGUGAGAUCGGACAGCUGCAGCAACUGAAGAGCUUGUUCCUGGCUGGGAUAGAGCUUACAAAGCUACCCAGUGAGAUCAGGAAGCUCCAGCACUUGGAGACUCUGGAUUUGUCUGGCACAGAUAUCCAGGAGCUGCCUGGUGGGAUCGGGGAGCUGCGGAGUCUGGAGCGACUACUCAUGAAUCGUUCACUAGUGCGCAAGGUACCAAAAGAGAUAAGAAGGCUUAAGAAACUCAAGAUUUUACAACCAGGAGUUACCAAACUCACUCUACCAUGGGAACUUGGGAAGCUUACAGAACUGGCAGGAUUGCCCGAGUGCGCCCGCCAAGGUUGGAAGAGGAGUGAUCUGAUGUCUUUGCUAGACGGGCAGAUCCUGACCUUCCCAAUGGCUGCUUCGAUCUGGGAUAGAGCCUUUGAAGAGGGCCUAACUGUUGAGAGUAUACAUGUGCACGUCCCGCUGUGGAUCAAGGAUCACUUGAACUACCUCACCUACCUGGAUAUCAGGAUCUGCAAGCUACAAGAGGAGGGUCUCAAGAUUCUUCAGGAGAUGCCAAACCUGUCCAUUCUCCAUCUAAGGUUCGAGGUCGUCCCGAGAGAGACAGUAGCCAUCAGCGGUGGAGGGUUCAGAAGCCUCAACGUUUUCUAUGUUCACAGCCGCAUGCCACGGGUUAUCUUCCAGAAAGGAGCUAUGCCGAUGCUGCAUGGCCUUUCGUUCAUCUUCGGGUUCUACGCUGGCCAAACGAAUAAAGACCCUGUCGGUAUCAAGCACCUCGCGAGCAUCGAGUCGGUCAGCUUCGACUGCAACGAUUGGUACCGAGAAGACAGCCCCUGCAUUAUCGCGAUGAUAGAGGCAGUAGCAAAAGAAGCCCGGGAGCAUCCCAAUUUUAUCAUGUUUUUCCCCGAAUCAUUUUCUUGA
Messenger RNA from Lolium rigidum, 2251 nucleotides. RefSeq names its product disease resistance protein Pik-1-like. Lineage: Eukaryota; Viridiplantae; Streptophyta; Magnoliopsida; Poales; Poaceae. Gene Ontology annotation, molecular function: protein binding. The transcript has 2 exons. Gene Ontology annotation, biological process: defense response to other organism. The coding region runs from base 194 to 2251 and encodes 685 amino acids. The record is from RefSeq and is a predicted model, not a curated record.